AUGCCCCCUCCGAUGGUGACGACCGUGCGAGCGGUCGUUGCGACAGUGGCGAUUCUGGCCUUGAUGGUCUGCUGUACGAGGCUGUAUUUGCGCAAGUUCAUCACCCGUGCGUUCGGGCUCGAUGACUGCCUGGUUAUCCUGGCUCUGAUUCUGGUGUUGCUGUUUGCUGCUCUCUCGAUUUAUCUCACGUUCUUCGGUAUCGGACGACACAUGGACACAGUGCCUGACGAGCAACUCGCCACGAUGCAAUACGCCAUUUACAUCUCGCUCUGCACCUACCUCUUCGUCGCAUCCGCCGUCAAGAUAAGCCUGCUCGUCUUCAUCAUGCGCGCGUUCCCGACGAGACUCAUCCGCUGGCUGGGCCUCGGAAUCGUUGGGUUCCUGGUCCUCUUGACUAUUUCCGGAGAGCUGCCAUUGAUUCUGCAGUGUUCUCCCGUUCGCGCGGCGUACGACAAGACGGCUCCGAACUAUAAGUGUUUCUCCUCGGACACGCUGUUCGAUAUCGAGAUGUAUCAAGGCGUGCUCAUGUUUGCCGUUGAUCUCGCCAUCUUCGUGUUGCCUAUCCCGACAAUCUGGAAGCUGCAGAUGCCACUACAGCGACGGUUGACUGUCAUCGGUCUGUUUGGUUUGGGUCUGGUGGCCUGUGUGGCCGGUCUGGCACGACUUCCAACGCUGGUGUAUCAGAAAGAUGAUACAGAUUUCACCUAUUCCGGUGCUACCCCCCUGAUCUGGAUGAACGUCGAGUUUGGACUUGCACUGAUCACCGGCUCGCUGCCUUCGACCCGCAUUCUACUUAGAAAGAUCCCGGGAUUCAGCUCAUACAGAAGCGAAGGCAAAGAACUCAGUGAAGGUCACGGCAACGGACAGUCCGGGUACCAUGUCGGCCAGAAACGGUGGACAUCGAAAAUGCUUGGGAAGGGACGAGACGAUAUCGAGAGCGUUGCCAGCGAGAGCGAGAAGAGGAUAUUUCUGUCCUAG
Aspergillus steynii IBT 23096 is the source of this 978-nucleotide messenger RNA. RefSeq lists its product as uncharacterized. Bases 1 to 978 code for a protein of 325 amino acids. The transcript is spliced from 6 exons. The record is from RefSeq and is a predicted model, not a curated record. Lineage: Eukaryota; Fungi; Ascomycota; Eurotiomycetes; Eurotiales; Aspergillaceae.